Messenger RNA from Paramecium tetraurelia, 480 nucleotides. RefSeq lists its product as uncharacterized. The record is from RefSeq and is a predicted model, not a curated record. Lineage: Eukaryota; Ciliophora; Oligohymenophorea; Peniculida; Parameciidae. The transcript has 4 exons.
AUGUAGUUUUCUUCUAGUAAGGAAAGUUAAUAUUUGCUAACCUUAUAUGAAAUGUGCAGAAGAAAUGUUAUAAAUUAAUCAUAAAAAGGGGAACUCAAAGAUUUGCUAAUUUAGGGUGACAGAAAAACUUAGGAAAUUCUGCAGAUUUAUCAGAAAAAUGAAAAUAAAUAAGAGUUAGAGAAAGGCAUCCUUGAUUUAUUGGAUCAAUCUGAUGAGUCUUAUUCAGUUUACAGUAUUCCUUCUUAAUAUAAAUCUAGAAGACCAAAGCCAGUGUAAGUGAAAUCGCUUGAGAAAAAUUGGGCAUGCAAAUCUCAAGAUUCUCUUAAAUAAAAACCAAUGAUGUAGGAAGAAUUGAAUAAACUUAGUAAAGUUUUAAAAGAAAGAUAUUCUUUCAAUCAUCUCGAAUUGCAAUAAUCAAAAAAUUAAGGCAAAAGAUUAUCUGAAAAUUUCUAUAUAGAAUCAGUUAACACAGGAUUUUGA